CAUUCGAUUAUUUAUUUUUAUUAGUAAAAUUAUAGUAAUUUAAAAUUUUUUAAAGAGUGUGUUAUUCUGAUUUUAUCAUUUAAUUUUUGUAAUCUGGCUUCACAUAUUUUGCGAACGUCAAAGGAAAUUUUACCAAAAACUCAUACUUCUAAUAUUUCUAUAACACAGUCAACAGGAAGUGUUACUCUAAGGACAAACAUUAAUAAUUUAAUUUAUAAGCUGCCAACAUUUACCGAAGAUGGUACAAAUCAAACAAAUUCAAGGGAACCAUUUUACCUUAAUUCAAAAGUGAAAAAUAAUUAUGUGAAAUAUUCUCUCGUCAAAGCUCACAUUUCGAAUAAUGUUUUAAGACUAUCAAUCAAGGUUGUUUGGAAUAUUUUAAAAAAUAAAAGUGUCACUGAUGAAAAUGACGACUGGAUCGGCCUGUAUAAAUCAAAUGAGAAUAAUGUUAUGACCUGUGUCGUCAAUGGAGCUUCUAAUGGAGUGUCCAAAGGGAGUACGAUGUGGCUAGUUGAUUUCCCUCACUGCCCAUCCAUGAAUGAAGGAUAUGGAAAAUUCUUUUGCUUCCGUUACUGUAGCGGCUUGUCUUGUCUGGCUGAGUCACAGCCAGUCGAUCUUGACUCUGUGUACAAAUUAGCAGCCAACAGUAACGAGGAUGCAAAACAGCUGAAAGUUUGUGACGAUUGUACUGAGUCAACCGAUAAUUCAGAAAAAUUGCCACAGUGUGAAGCCAAAGUUCUUGAAACAAAAGCAGAUGUACACGUGCAAUAUGUUGAUUCAAAAACUCCAGUCGCAGAAAACAACGAUUACUUAAAAAUAUGGUUGGAUACUCCUGUUCCAGAUUCUCCACCACCACCUCCUCUUCCGCCACGUACCUACAAACAUAAACCUUUGGAAAGAACUUGGGCCGUUCCGACGACCACCAAUAUCUCGUUGGAUACCUUACGUCAGUUAAAACCUAAAGAUUUAAUAAACAGUCCCGAUUUCACUAGCGUUUCCCCUGUUAUUGAGUGGCAAACUCAUAGACCUCUAACGAGGGCUUCAAGUAGAGCAGGCGAUCAUGUUAAUAUGAAAUGUUCUGUUCAAAAAACUCUUUCAAAUGACACUAGGGAACAUUCGAGAUUUAUGAUGUUAACCGAUGAAAACAGGAGGCCAAAAAGAACGGAAAGCAGGAAAGAUACAACGCUCCCGCCAGAUUGGGAAGCUAGAAUGGACAGUCACGGUAGAAUAUUCUAUAUUGAUCAUCUAAAUCGGACGACAACUUGGCAUAGACCUUCGAAACAAAAUUGUGAUAUGCAUUACUACCAACAGAGACAGCAGCUGGACAGAAGAUACCAAAGUAUACGGAGAACUAUAUCCCAAGAAUCUGAACCCAUGACUUUAUCAAGAGCCGAUUCCUUACGUUUAGAUACAUUAAAAACGAAAUUUAGAGAUCACGGGAAUAUAGCUUUACAAUUUAUUACUAAAAUUGAAUUCUCGACUUUGUUACAACAAAAUCAGAGGGCUUUAGCGCUGUAUAAUAGCUCGUCAACCCUAAAAUAUAUAGUACCUAAAAUACGUAAUCACCCUUCGUUGUUUCAACGGUAUCAAAGUCAUAGUGAUUUGGUGAAUUUGCUGAAUUUGUUUGCUAAUACUAGAGUUCCGCUUCCAAGAGGCUGGGCUUCUAAAACAGAUGCAGCUGGAAAGGUAUUUUUUAUAAAUCAAGCUACAAAGAUAACGACGUUCAUUGAUCCACGAUUGCCGCUAAAUGACUUCUCUGUACUGAUGCCUUCUACGUCUCAGGAACCACCAAUACCUCCGCCUCGUCCGACAGUUACACACAUUGAUAACAUGCUAAACGACUCGAUUGAUAUACCCACAGCAUAUAAUGAAAAAGUUGUCGCUUUUAUCCGUCAACCGAAUAUAUUGGAAAUAUUAGCCGAGCGGUAUCCACAAUUUUCUUUGGAUAAAAACCUAAAAGAUAAAAUUAAUCAAAUUAGGAUCGAUGGUACUCCAGCUUUGGAUACGUUUGGAAACGAACUAGAACUCACAAUUUUAUUGAGUCUUUUUGAGAAUGAAAUAAUGAGUUAUGUACCAGUUCGAGUAAGAGAUAUUAGGAUAUCGCCUCAACAAUCACCCAUUAUGAACAGAGCAAAUAGAACUGUUCCUCCGUUCAAAAGAGAUUUCGAAGCCAAACUUAGGAACUUUUACAAGAAAUUGGAAACCAAAGGAUACGGACAAGGACCGGGAAAACUUAAAAUCGAUGUACGGCGAGAUCAUCUUUUGCAAGAUGCCUAUAACAAAAUAAUGAGCAUGCCCAAAAAGGAUUUGCAAAAAUGUAAAUUAUCUGCACAGUUUGAUAACGAAGAAGGACUCGAUUAUGGCGGACCGUCCAGAGAGUUCUUUUUCCUAAUAUCCAGAGAGUUGUUCAACCCUUAUUACGGCCUAUUUGAAUAUUCGGCUAACGAUACUUAUACUGUUCAAAUAUCGCCAAUGUCGGCGGCGUUUGUCAACAACAAAGAAGACUGGUUUAGGUUUAGUGGGCGAGUUUUAGGUUUAGCAUUAGUACAUCAGUACUUAUUAGAUGCCUUUUUCACUCGACCAUUUUACAAGACUCUUUUAAAAUUACCAAUGAGUUUAAGCGAUUUGGAGUCAGUCGAUCGAGAGUUUCACCAAUCGUUGUGUUGGAUACAAGAGAGAGACAUAUCGGGGGAAAUGUUAGACCUGACAUUUUCGGUUACUGAAGAAGUAUUUGGACAAACUGUAGAGAAAGAAUUAAAACCUGGUGGUCAACGAAUUUUUGUUACGGAGAAAAAUAAAAAAGAGUACAUUGACAAAAUAGUUAAAUGGCGAUUGGAACGUGGUGUUACCGAACAAACUGAAGCUCUAGUCCAAGGAUUUUAUGAUGUUGUCGAACCUCGAUUAGUGUCGGUCUUCGAUGCACAAGAGUUAGAACUAGUCAUUGCGGGAACUGUUGAAAUUGAUUUAACCGACUGGAGAAAUAAUACUGAGUAUAGAUCAGGUUAUCACGAUGGACAUACAAUUAUUCGAUGGUUUUGGUCUUCUAUUGAACAAUUUACCAACGAACAAAGAUUGAGGCUUCUUCAGUUUGUUACUGGUACGUCCAGUAUACCCUAUGAAGGAUUUUCAGCACUUCGUGGAUCUACUGGACCUAGAAAAUUUUGCAUCGAGAAAUGGGGAAAAACUAAUAGCUUACCAAGGGCACAUACAUGUUUCAAUCGUCUCGAUCUACCACCUUACACCACUCAAGAUAUACUUAGUGAAAAACUCUUGUUGGCAAUAGAUGAGAGCAACACAUUUGGAAUGGAGUAAUCCUAGAUUUUUAAUUAUAUUUUAUAGCCAUGUUUUGUCUAAAAAAAAACGUAGUAAUUACGAUUUAUAGACCACAACUAAUUAUUAUUGAACAUUUUUAUGAAUUUUU
Messenger RNA from Adelges cooleyi (spruce gall adelgid), 3421 nucleotides. Its product is annotated as E3 ubiquitin-protein ligase HECW2-like. NCBI's taxonomy places the organism in Eukaryota, Metazoa, Arthropoda, Insecta, Hemiptera, Adelgidae. Gene Ontology annotation, molecular function: protein binding; ubiquitin-protein transferase activity. The record is from RefSeq and is a predicted model, not a curated record. The transcript has 13 exons. Gene Ontology annotation, biological process: regulation of dendrite morphogenesis. Bases 451 to 3312 code for a protein of 953 amino acids.